UGUAUAUCGUAUAUGUGAAAAAAUAUACAGAAUACAAAAUGGAAAGAAGACUAGGCGAAAAUAAAAAAAUAAGGAAGAUCAGCGGAUGAGAUAUCAAUAAUGACUCAUAAAUCAAGUUCGGGUUCGAAUUCCAUACAUUAUAUAUAUCCAUAUAUAUAUAAUUCUAGAUGGGAUUGUUUCUCUUUCUAAUGAUAGAUAAAUGAAAGACUUCCUCAUGAUCCUUAUUUACCUACUCGUACUCGAUAUUUCGAAUAUCGAUUGGGUUGGGUGAACUUGAAAAUUCAUUCAUUGAAUCAAAUCAGUAAGCGAUUGAAUUGGAUUCGAUUGAAUAGUACCAACAAAAUCGAGCGCUAACUCCCAUUUCUUAUUGAAUUAACCGAUCAACUUGCUAUCGUACAUUUUCGGUUCGGUAAUAUUCGCAAAAACUUUAGACAUAGUUCAGUUUUUUAUGAGAACAAAUCCUACUACUUCUGGUCUCGGAGUUUCAACACUUGUGGAAAAAAAUCAGGGACGUAUCGCUCAAAUCAUUGGUCCAGUACUGGAUGUAGCUUUUUCCCCGGGGAAGAUGCCUAAUAUUUACAACUCUUUGGUAGUUAAGGGUCGAGAUACCGCAGGUCAGGAAAUUAAUGUGACUUGUGAGGUACAGCAAUUAUUAGGAAAUAAUCGAGUUAGAGCUGUAGCUAUGAGUGCUACAGAUGGGCUGACGAGAGGAAUGGAAGUGAUUGACACGGGAGCUCCUCUAAGUGUUCCAGUCGGUGGAGCCACUCUAGGACGAAUUUUCAAUGUUCUUGGAGAACCUGUUGAUAAUUUAGGUCCUGUAGAUACUCGCACAACAUCUCCUAUUCAUAGACCCGCACCCGCUUUUACACAAUUAGAUACAAAAUUAUCAAUCUUUGAAACGGGCAUUAAAGUGGUGGAUCUUUUAGCGCCUUAUCGGCGUGGGGGAAAAAUCGGACUAUUCGGGGGAGCCGGAGUGGGUAAAACAGUACUCAUCAUGGAAUUAAUCAACAACAUUGCCAAAGCUCAUGGGGGUGUAUCCGUAUUCGGCGGAGUAGGAGAACGCACUCGUGAAGGAAAUGAUCUUUACAUGGAAAUGAAAGAAUCCGGGGUGAUUAAUGAAGAAAAUAUUGCAGAAUCUAAAGUAGCUCUAGUAUAUGGACAGAUGAAUGAACCCCCGGGAGCUCGUAUGAGAGUCGGUUUGACUGCCCUAACCAUGGCGGAAUAUUUCCGUGAUGUUAAUGAACAAGACGUACUUCUAUUUAUUGACAAUAUCUUUCGCUUCGUUCAAGCGGGGUCAGAAGUAUCUGCCUUAUUAGGUAGAAUGCCUUCCGCCGUGGGUUAUCAGCCUACCCUGAGUACAGAAAUGGGUUCUUUGCAAGAAAGAAUUACUUCUACUAAAGAGGGAUCUAUAACUUCCAUUCAAGCAGUUUAUGUACCUGCGGACGAUUUGACUGAUCCUGCUCCUGCCACGACAUUUGCACAUUUAGAUGCUACUACCGUACUAUCAAGAGGAUUAGCUGCCAAAGGUAUCUAUCCAGCAGUAGAUCCUUUAGAUUCAACGUCAACUAUGCUCCAACCUCGGAUUGUUGGCGAAGAACAUUACGAAACUGCGCAAAGAGUUAAGCAAACUUUACAACGUUACAAAGAACUUCAGGACAUUAUAGCUAUUCUUGGACUGGACGAAUUAUCCGAAGAGGAUCGUUUAACCGUAGCAAGAGCGCGAAAAAUUGAACGUUUCUUAUCACAACCCUUCUUCGUAGCAGAAGUAUUUACUGGUUCUCCAGGGAAAUAUGUUGGUCUCGCAGAAACAAUUAGGGGGUUUCAACUGAUCCUUUCCGGAGAAUUAGAUAGUUUUCCCGAGCAGGCCUUUUAUUUGGUAGGUAAUAUCGAUGAAGCUACCGCGAAGGCUAUGAACUUAGAAGUAGAGAGCAAAUUGAAGAAAUGACCCUAAAUCUUUGUGUACUGACUCCUAAUAGAAUUAUUUGGGAUUCAGAAGUGAAAGAAAUCAUUUUAUCUACUAAUAGUGGCCAAAUCGGCGUAUUACCAAACCACGCCCCUGUUGCCACGGCCGUAGAUAUUGGUAUUUUAAGAAUACGCCUCGACGACCAAUGGUUAACGAUGGCUCUGAU
Nymphaea colorata (pocket water lily) is the source of this 2129-nucleotide messenger RNA. Its product is annotated as ATP synthase subunit beta, chloroplastic-like. Gene Ontology annotation, biological process: proton motive force-driven mitochondrial ATP synthesis; proton transmembrane transport. Lineage: Eukaryota; Viridiplantae; Streptophyta; Magnoliopsida; Nymphaeales; Nymphaeaceae. The transcript has a single exon. The coding region runs from base 449 to 1945 and encodes 498 amino acids. The record is from RefSeq and is a predicted model, not a curated record. Gene Ontology annotation, cellular component: chloroplast thylakoid membrane. Gene Ontology annotation, molecular function: ATP hydrolysis activity; ATP binding; proton-transporting ATP synthase activity, rotational mechanism.